AGAUAAGUUACUUUCAAGCUUGUUUCACUUCACUCAACUAACGCCAAAAACACCUGGCGUGAGCAUGAAUUUCACUGAACGACGCAGCUAGCCGCUCACUGCCUUACGUAACAGAGCAGAGAGCAAGUCCAUGUGUUGAAGUAGUGGGAAUAUAAAGUAGCCAGAGUGACAGGUACACUUGAUGAGUGCUAAUUUAACCUCUUCAACAUGGACGAGCGAGACACCGCAGCUAUCCUUCCAGGAGAUGUUCUCGGAACCACGUUCAACGAAGAGGAAAAACCCACUUACGGCUCAUGUGGGAGCAAAGAUGAGGAGAAAGUGAAGAAGACCACCCGCUCCUGGAGACCACCGUACACAUGCCCGCUACCGGUGUCGGUGGAGCCGGUGAUCUUCCUCUCCAUGUUUGCCAUUUCCCUUCAGUCCCCGCUGAUCACUCAGUAUGUGUGGGACCGAAUCAGCGACGACCUCGGGUACAAUGGUUCCCGGAGGACGCGGUGCGGGAACACCUCAGUGACAACAAAAGACCCGCUUCAGCAGGUAACAGGGAGACAUUGUUGUUGUAACCCUACAACACUUUCGCUAAAUCAAAUAAUAUCAAAAUGGGACAUUAUAUGACAAAUUAAAGUAGUAUAUUUUUUAUUAUUAUUUUUUACUGUGUAAUGUCCAAAGGGAGGAACAAAAGUGCCAUGAGGGGACCAUAUAAAAAUGCAACAAAAUAACUGAAAUUAGGCAUUUAUGAACAAAAAAAUCCUAAUAAAUAUAUAUGUCAGUCAAUUUUUUUAUAUAUAGCACUGUUCAUACAAAUGUCAUUGCAGCUCAAAGUGCUUUACAUCAGGACAAGAAAAAUAUAACUUAUUAAAAUAGACUAAAACAGACAAUAAAAUAUAAACUUGAAUUUAUUAAUAAAAUCCAGUAAAAGAUGAUACUAAAAAUAAAUAAAUUGUAAUAGUGAUUUAAAAAAUGAAGCUUUACAUAAAAGCCGGGCUAAAUAGAUGAGUUUUUUAGGUUUCUUUACGUUUUAAGAUUUCUAUGUUUGCAGCUUGUCUCAGACCCUCUGGAAGUCUGUUUCACAGUUUUGAAGCAUCACCAAAUCUUUUUGUUCUGCUCUGUGGAACAACUAAAAAAGAAGAUUGAGAGGAUGUGAGAGGCCGCCCUGGUUCAUAAAUUAAAAUCAUCUUAGUAAGGUAUUCUGGUGCCAGGCCAUGGAGAGCUUUAUAAUUUUAAAGUCAAUGCGAAAACUAACAGGCAGCCAGUGCAAAGACUUUAAAAUGGAUGUAAUAUGAGCUCUGCCCUUGGUCCUGGCAGCAGAGUUUUAGAUCAGCUGUAGCUGGUUUAUUGUGCUUUUGGGUAGACCAGAGAGGAGAGCGUUACAGUAGUCAAGCCACUACUUUGUGAUAAUAAUAAUAAUAAUAAUAUCAGGAGACUUCAACCAUGUCACCCUCUCCUCUCAUCUGACUGGAUUCACACAGUUUGUAAACUGUCCUACCAGAGAAAACAAAACCCUGGAUCUUCUGUAUGCCAACAUCCUACAGAAUCCUACAGAGCCACUGCCUUACCACCACUGGGCAAGUCAGAUCAUAACUCGGUCUAUCUGCAAACCUGUUACAGACCCUUUGUACUGAGGCAGCCUGUGACCAAAGUCAAAAUCAGAAGAUGGACACCUGAAGCCAGUGAAGCUCUAAGGGACUGUUUUAAAUCAACAGACUGGAGUGUGCUGCUGGAAACAAAUGUGGAUAGUAUGAACAUUGAUAAACAGGUUGACUGCUUUACUGAAUAUAUCAACUUCUGUAGAGACACAGUUAUACCAACAAAGACUGUUCACUGUUUCCCCAACGACAAACCGUGGAUUACAAGUUUUUUGAAAGACAUGACUGAAUACAAUUAGAAGAUAUUCAUCCUUCUCCAUCUAUAUUCAAUUCAAUACACAACAAGGACUAGAUAUUUAAUAUUUAACCUGUUUUUUUUCUCUCUCUCAAAUAUUCACUUCAAUUUGAUGUCUUAACACAUUCCCCAAAAAGUUUGGACAAGGGAAACAAAAUAGUGUAAAAAUUGAGGAGUGCUGAAAAAACACUUGUUUUAAACUUUCAUUGGUUGAUGAAACGGGUGAGCUUCAUGAUUGGGUGUAAAAGGAGCAUCCUUAAAAGGCUCAGUCCUUCACAAGCAUGGAUGGGGGAAGGUUUCACCACUUUGUGAGCAACUGCGUGAGCAUCAGUUUAAGAGGUUUCAUCAUCUACAGUCCAUAAUAUCAUCAAAUGAUUCAGGAAAUUUAGAGAAAUCUCUGCACAUAAGUGGCAAGGCUGAAGACUAACAUUGGAUGCUGUGAUCUUUGACCCUUCAGGUAGUGUUGCAUUAAAAACCCACAUCAUCCUGUAAAGGAUUUUACCAUGUGGACUCAGCAACACCAUUGUCAGUUAACACAGUUAGUCUGUACAUCUCCAAGUGCAACUUCAAACUGUAUCACCUAAAAUCACAGUCAUGUAUCAGCAACACCCAGAAAUGCUUCCAGCCUCUCUGGAAAUGAGUUCAUCUGAACUGGACUGACUCAAAGUGGAAAAGUGUGCAUUUCAUAUUGUUUUUGUAAAUCAUGGGUGUGGUGUCCUCUGAGCCAAAGAGGAAAAGGAUGGGGUGUGUUUGUGCCCAUGGCAACUGUCACAUCUGUGAAGUCUAUCAGUUUGAACAUUUGAUAUCUUUGUUGUGUAUCCAAUUAAAUGUAGGUCAAAAAGGAUUUGCAAAUCACUGUCGUCUGUUUUAUUCAUGUUUUGCACAAUGUACCAACGUCAUUAGACUUUGAGUUUGUACUUUUGGCCCUUAAACCCAGGAAUAGUUCCCUUAGAGGAACAACAGUCACAAGUUGAAACUAAGCAGCUUAUUAAUUUGGAACCAGAAGAAAUGUUUACAAAGAUCAGCAGUUUUCGGUUCUUUUCAAGCGAGUAAAGCCUUGAGGUUUUGCACUGCUCAUCAAUUUAGGGUCGAGAUCACAUGAAGGAUGUGUGGUAACUGUGAUUACUGAUGAAGUAGAAGUAGAGCAUGUCAGUUUGAAUACCCGCAGUAAAACUAGUUUUUUUUUCUUUCCUUCAGCAAGUGGAAACCUUGACAGCACACUGGAGCCUGUAUAUCAGUCUUGGGGGCUUUUCUGUCGCCCUGCUUGUGGUGCCCCUCCUGGGAUCUUGGAGUGACCUUGUAGGCCGAAGACCCGUUCUUAUCAUACCAAAUAUAGGUAUGGCCGUCCAAGCAGGAAUUUACCUCGUGGUGAUGUACCUGAAGCUGCCCUUGGUCUAUUUUCUCGCGGCUAGGCUGCUCAGCGGUCUCACGGGCGAAUUCAGUGCCGUCCUGGCUGCUUGUUUCUCAUAUGUGGCCGACGUCAGUGACAGGAAGUCCCGCACCUCCAGGGUGGCGAUUUUGGAGGCUUGUUUAGGUUUGGCAGGGAUGCUAGCAAGCAUCAUUGGCGGGCAGUGGCGAAAAGCACAAGGGUAAGAAAUAUGCACCAGUUUGUAUAGAAUUAUCAUCCUUAUCAGUGUAGCUUCUUUACAGUCUUAUGUUUAUGCCUUUGUUUUUACAGGUACAUCAACCCGUUCUGGCUGGUACUGGCCACUAACUUAGGCGCAGUUUUGUAUUCCUACCUGUUCGUUCAAGAGUCAAUCACACCAGACCCAAAUGCAAAGCUCCUCACCUACCGUCAUCACAAAAACGUCUGGAAACUCUUCUCAACGGGUGGCAUCUCCGGCCAGACGAGCGCUAACAGAUACAAACUGUGGCUUUACCUGCUGAGCCUCGCUCUGGUGGUGACUGUACAUUUCGGCAGCAGGGAGCUGUUUGUGCUGUACGAGCUGAGCUCACCGCUCUGCUGGGGUUCGACGCUCAUUGGCUACGGAGCAGCAGCUCUACAGAUGGCGUACCUCACCAGUCUAAUGGGACUGAAGCUCAUGAAGACCUGCCUCAAGGAUUCUUGGAUUGCUGUCGUGGGUCUGGUCUCCAACAUAUCUGGGAUGCUGGUUUUCUCCGUGGCUGAUACCACCGUGCUCAUGUUUGUAGGUGAGAGAGACUCAAACUUAGAGUCACAUAAGGUAAAGAGUGUUUGUUUAGCUUAAUUGAGAUUAAUCAGCUGGUCCAAGUUCAGUCCUGAUAAAAAGGGGCCAUAGUCCUUCUUGGAUCGGCUGCCAGCUUUGACACAUUUCUUGACUGUUUACAGAAAAUUAAAGUAAUAUUAAGCUGUUACACGGCUCUACUACUUGUGACCAGACGAAGGAUUAUCUCUGGAGGCAAAAUUUCUCAGCAUACUUAUUUGAUACCAAUUUACCAACAUGAGCGUGGCACUGGUUUUGCUCAUCUGUUAACAGAGUGCCUGAUUUAUAAAGGCUUUAGUCCUUGAAGCAGGCGUCCUGGGUCCUCUCCAACUUGAUAUUUUUUGUUCAAACUGAUACCCUCCUUUGACAGCACAGAUUCAAAGUGAGUGGUACUUUUUCAAACACAAGGAUUGUAGUGGGAAAAAAAUGCAACUUCACCCUCUCUGUCCUCCUUUGCCCGGUGAUUUGAAAACAUGAACGCUUUUGCAGCUGCAUAAUAUCAGGCAAAUACCAUCAUGUUAUCUCUACUCAGGCAGUGACAGACUAAAUAGACCUUGUAGAUGUUUGAAACCUUGAAUACAAGGCACCUAUUAUUAGCUUGUGAUAUUAAUGAGCACAAGUUGAACCUAACAAUGUAAAUGAUUCCACUGCAUAGCCGGUUAAUACAUAAAUAUGUAGAUUUACACUUCAAAAUAGGAUUUAGAGUACUGGCAAAGAAUUACACCACAGUGAGAAUCAGAUUUAGCUGGCUUUGUAGUGUCGGUUGUCUGGCCUGUGAAGUCUACAUCAGCUGUGAAAUAUGAUUGAUUGUUUUUUUCUCUGUCUACAGGUUAUGGUCUGUUAUUCCUCUUCAUGGCUCCGUUGCCUGUGCUCAGGUCAAAACUAUCCAAGUUGGUGGCCCCAUCAGAACAAGGUCAGUCACUGAUAAUCCUGUAAGAGAAACAAACACCCUGAUCCCAGCGAAAGUGUGGACUGGUUUCAAGAUGUGACAACCGUAGAUACAUGGCAAAGAAGAGCUGACACGGUUGUGUACGUAAUGCGUGUGUGUUUCUUCUUUCUCCAAGGUGCCCUGUUUGCCACUAUUGCCUGUAUGGACAGUCUAUGUUUUCUAGCAGGCAGCGGUCUGUUCAAUUCGAUCUACCCACUCACCCUGACAUUCAUGAAGGGUUUCCUCUUCCUCUGUGCUGCCGUUCUCCUCGUCAUCCCUGCUGGAAUAAUUGGGUGAGUUUGCUGUGUCCUCCUGAUGCCUCACUCAGGCUCCUGAGUUUAAGAGCUCUUCCUUUGACCUCAGAGUUCACGAGCUUCCAAUUAUGGUAACAACUUCGACAUGGAUGUGUUGGAUGUCAUUACUCAGUUACAGUAACACCCCAGUACAAAAUUCAAGAAAUAUCACACUACAUGAAGGGUUGCUGGUCUCGAGCAACAUCAUAUAAAUGCUACGAUGCUCUCAUGCCACUCUGUGUAUGUUUACAUGUUGUCAUUCAUUUUGCUUUUAUCUGUAUUGUUCCAUUUUUCAUGCAACCGAUAAAAUAAGUCUGUUGUUUCUUCACUUUUUUGGAUAAUAUCAUUGAGGAGAAUUAACAAAUUCUGUUUGCUGUAAAAUUGAUUAUGAAAUAUUAUUGGUCUGCCUUUCUUUCUGAUGGAGCUGACUGUUAAAUGCUUGAUUGUGAUUGGUCCAAAUAGACCAAAUAGACAGCAGUCUGGUGCAUUUAUGUCCGUGCCUCUGCUGUCGGCUCUGUUUCAGCACUCACGUCACGGAAAACAUUGUUUAAUCAUAUUACCAGCACACAGCUAAGAGUUGUGUAAUACAAAGAAAGUGCCAAAAUUUAACAACGGUUUUCUGAUCAUCAAGCCAACACCUCUUUGUUCUGCCAUGUUGUUGUGGAUUAUGACCUCCAGUGUGGUAAAUCUGCCUCUCUGCAGGCUUGUUUUUCUGACUGAAAUUAACAUUUUGGUUCAUUUUCUUUCUCUACUCACAAUGAGAAUGUGUGGCAAAUAAUAAUAAUAUAACAACUGCUUCAAAAGUAUGAGGGUUUAGAUCAUUUAGCUCUUUUUUGUUUCUCCAGUUGCCUGCAAUGCUUUGACCAGAGGAAAGGCCACAGAGACUCAGUCACGUUUGAUUGAGGAGAGGCAGAGGGCAAGAACCUGUUCGCAAAUCAAGGUCCCCCCUAUGAGGUGAGCAGCUCUGACACAGAGGCAGCCAUCAUGACCUGAUGUAUGUCGCUGAGAGAGACUUUUGAUCUUGACACAGUGGCGAAACAGCCGAUUCUUCUGUUAGAUCACAUGUCAGCAAUCAAGAAAGGAAAAAACCAACCUACUGACUCUGUCCUUAUGAUGAGACUGUGAAGAGUAAGACUCUUUUUUUCUAAGUCAACCCUGCUGUAUUAACGCUCACAUAUUAAGACGUUUUGAUCAUUAAAAAGGCAAAUUACAGAUAAAGCUGAAUAUAGUUGAUAGAUACAUCUCAAACUGCACAGAGGGAGAGGAAUUUAUGAAAGGCAACAUACCAGUCACCUGACAAAGGCAUGGUUUCCCGACACACUGACUUUUUCCUCCAUAAUGAGCCACCACAGACAUCUUCUUAUAGAAUAGAGUGGGACUGUACACUCUACUUUAAAGGGUCAAACAUUCACAAAGAGUUUCUACAAAUAUCCUGUCGAUGAAGCCUGUCAUGUGAAGGACCCAUCUCAAUGCUGCUUACUAGAAAGCUGCAGCUGCACCACAUAACAAAGAAAUUAAUCAGAGCUGAUCAUGUGAUCCUUUUAUGGCAGUAUUUUGUGUGUUAUGAAAAAAGGGCAAAAAGUUGCUGUUAAACUGAUUUUUAUUACCCUGAAUGUUUCACUGAAACAAGUGUUAAAGUAUUUUGAAAUUGCUGUUUGUUGUGGCGUGUAUAUUUAUGUAUUAGACUCUGUUUUUUCUUUAUGUUUUUGCUAAGUCAGAUCCUGCUGGUUUAAAACUUUUGCACAAGACACGUACAGGCCAGUGACAUUUCUUUAACUCAGACACACAAGUGCAUGAGAAGAUACAACCUUAUGAAAACUUUUUAGAAGAUAACUACAGAUAUACAGUUGCUAUAUUGAAUAUGUGACUGUAACUUUUCAGAAGGAGGGGUGACAGGUACCGAUUUGUCGAUACUUGUAAAACAAUAAUGUUCUUAUUGUGAAAAUGUGGCUGAUACUUGUUUGAAAUAACAAUAUUAGCUGGUAGCCGCUUGCUAUUCCGAUUUUUUUUCCUUCAGUUCUUUGUCAUUUUUAAUGCUUGUUUUUUAAAUAAGAUUUGAUGUAUUUAAAUUCGUUCUACUUCCUGUCUUAAAAAAUUACAUGUUGUUGAUUUUAAUCAAAGAUGGUGCAAUAAUCAAACACUGCUGACUUUUUCUCCCAAGUUUGACCAUGAAAACAAAUGAGAGCUUGUUUGAUAAGACAAGGACAAUCCUUGGUAAAUAUCUAUCAAGAAAACAAAUGUUUUAACAGAUACAUUUGAGUACUUUUUGUUCAGUUACAGAAAGCACAUAAGCAUUUCAUUUUCCUUUAACUGCUCAACAACUCGUGCUGAUAUUGACCUUCUCACUUCUUACAUGAGUUACUUGUAGGGUUAUGAUGCUUAGCUAACAAGUUUAGAUAAGAUAAGACUUUAUGAAUUCACAAGAGUCCAGUUCCCAAGCUGCCAAGUUGUUCUAAAAUGUGUGAAAUGACCUUUUUCCCAUAUAAAGAAUACAUUGACUGAAAAAAACAAGUAGAACAAGGCCGUUCUCACUGACUACCUGUGUAUUUCUGUACUUUUAAUGUGUGUUAGUGUAGAUAUUCUACGCUGUGGUACUAGUGCCUUUCACCAAACAGAAAACUUAUUACUUAAAUGCUGUAAGAAAGUGUAAUCAGAUGUGGUUUUACAAGUUUUUUUAACAGUUAUGUCAGCACCAAAGCCUCAGCAUUACCCUAAUUAAAGAGAUAAGCCAGGUCUAAGAAGCCCAAAUCUUUCGUGAUCCACAGCAAAGAGAGAAUAAAUAUAGCCCUUCCUCCUCUCUUCAUAGAGCAGAGAUCAUAGUCCGCACUCCUUGGGCAGCCCUCCUCCUCCCCUCAGCACAAGCAACACCAGAUAGUCCCAGAGCACAAGCCCACAGCCAAUACGCACAAAGAGGUCAGGUCCUGGUUGCACAGUGAGGGAACAGGAGCUGCCAAAUCAGCUUCAAAACGCACAAGGGUAUUUCAAAGGUUAAGUGACGUGAUCCGCAGAGAGAUUAUUUCCGACUCUGGGCGACGGUUUGAAUUGUUCAUGUGAUCAAAGCUGCUCUGUAGACAUAUUAUGUAACAAAAUGGACUUGUUUAUUCAUCUUAAUCAAGUAGUUGUAUUGAUUUCAGUAAUUGAAAUGAUGUGUUAAGUGAGAGCAAAAUAAAGCAUUUCACUGUAAG
Messenger RNA from Xyrichtys novacula (pearly razorfish), 8470 nucleotides. The record is from the annotation of a GenBank genome assembly. NCBI's taxonomy places the organism in Eukaryota, Metazoa, Chordata, Actinopteri, Labriformes, Labridae.